This is a messenger RNA of Sitophilus oryzae (rice weevil), 7341 nucleotides long. It is a transcript of the gene Alk, whose product is annotated as ALK tyrosine kinase receptor. Gene Ontology annotation, cellular component: membrane; signaling receptor complex. Gene Ontology annotation, biological process: multicellular organism development; regulation of neuron differentiation; protein phosphorylation. NCBI's taxonomy places the organism in Eukaryota, Metazoa, Arthropoda, Insecta, Coleoptera, Curculionidae. Gene Ontology annotation, molecular function: ATP binding; protein binding; transmembrane receptor protein tyrosine kinase activity. Bases 328 to 4746 code for a protein of 1472 amino acids. The record is from RefSeq and is a predicted model, not a curated record. The transcript has 23 exons.
AAAAAUACGUCGCGCACCGACGUACGGGUUGUACCGGGGACGAUCAGGGGCCAACAGAUUUGAGCGCGUACCGCGGAAAAACUGUGCGAAAAUCGUACCCAGAUCGAGAUUCUUUAAUCCAGAUUACGCGGUUUUGGCUUAGGACAGUUUUUCGGAUGCAAACAACAAAAUGUCACUUUGGAUACGUAUGGUUUAAGUGCUUUUCUACUUGCUCAGACAAGAUACCAUUUCUACAGGGUUCCACAACCACUCCAACUACAAGAUGUUAACUAAAUCUUCUUCUAUUCGACGCUUUUGAGCGAAUAACAGCCUUCGACAGCCUGUAACAUGUCCACGACCAUGUGGAGACAUCUCCAGCUGUUAUUCCUGUUGUUUUACGCGCUGGUAAACCCCGGUUCCUGUCAGGACGUCCUGCAGGACAAUGCCACUACCUCCUUAGAUUUAGAUAAUGUCAAACGUCCAUCGGAUAGCAAUACUCGUAUUCGGUUAACUGAUGAAGUUGAUCGAUUCUUUAGGUUUAAAAAGGGAGGCGGAAGAAGCAUUGCUGAUUUAGCAGCCAGACUGAAGAAGGAGAAAGAAAUGGAGAAACAGUCGAAUUUGAUGACGGCUGAUGAAGCAAGCAGAACCAACCUAUCUAGGAGAAACUAUUCGGAUAUUAGCGAUUACAAUUCAGAACAAGAUUACAAUAAGGACAACAAUCCGUUCAAGGAGCUGUGGGUCCAGUUCUCCAACGACAAACACUACGUCUCCGAGUACAAUUGUAAUUUUGACAACGACUGCAAAUGGACGUGGAGGAAAGAUAUAGCCAAUGGAUUCUUUAUAACGUCCGGUGGCAAGAUGAAAGAUGGCGAUAUCGGGCCUAGGCAAGAUGCCAACGCUAGGCAAUUCGGGAGCUACUUAAUUCUUCGCUUACCACUGAAAUCGACUGAAUUCCACGUAACUAGUCCAUUGAUAGGACCAACAACUUCGUCUUGCAAACUGAAUUUGUUCGUGUACCAAGAAAACAUGCAAGGUGGUGAAAUAAGAAUCGUAGGUGAUAAAACAACGGAUACCACGAAGAAUUCACUGAACAAUCACACUCAGUGGUUGGUGAAUAUCAUUCACGGUAACGAUUUGAGGAAGUGGCAGAAAUAUGAUUUGUCUAUAGGGAAGAUCACUACGAAUUUCACCAUUCUUUUGGAGGUGGUUCCUGCCGAAAAUAUGACGCCCGGUGCCACCGUGGCAUUUGAUAAUCUUCAGUUGUACGGGUGCUUUGCGAAAAGUGACGAUAGCUGUUCUUCGCACCAGUAUAAGUGUAAAGGAGCUAAGGAGUGUAUAAACGCAACUAGUGUUUGCGAUUUUAAUGUGGACUGCCCUUUAGGAGACGACGAAAAACAAAAUUGCCACUUAAUGCCUUAUGGAUCCCGAUGUACUUUCGAGGAGGAUUGGUGCGGCUGGACCAACGCCGACACUAACAUCCUGAAAUGGACCAGGCAUAACGGAUCCACGCCGAAGAACUUCACCGGUCCCAAUUUCGACCACACCUACAUGAAUUCCACGGGGAACUACUUGUACGUGGACAUGUUAAAGGAACAGUUCGCUAGUCAGGCAGUGUUGAAAAGUGUGGUGUUCAAUCCACCGCCCAAUGUGCACGGGAAUUCGUCGUCGAAGUAUUUCAACACUUGUGCCAUACGGUUUUAUUUGCACAAAACUGGCAAACAUAAAAGCGGUAUUCUUCUGCAAGUUAAUGAAAUUACGCCCACUGACAACAAAACUACGAAAAUUUACUGGAGUUACAUGGAGGAUCAUGGAGACCAAUGGAUUAGACAAGUGUUUAUACUUCCCAACAUCACUCACAGAUAUUUUAUGCAUUUUGAGGCGAAGAAAGGUUACAGAUACCUGAGCGAUUUGGCCGUGGACGACAUAUCUCUAAGUCCGGAAUGUUUCGGAAUUAAUAUACCUGAGGAGGAGUUACAGGGCUACAAUUACUGGAAUCCGAAAUUAGAUGUAACUCCAGUCAAGGAGACUGUGGACGAUUUCAAGAACAAAACAUAUUACAAAAUUACAACGUGUAAUGCGAAGGGUAGGUACGGCCCAAGCCAUUCCAACUGUAGCAGAACUUACGCCAGUUCCAUCACAAAUGUCACGGUACUACACGAUGCUGGCGUUAGUGGGGUGCAAAAAUGGAUUGUACCCAGGGAGGGUUACUAUACCUUUAUCCUGGCUGGUGCUGGUGGUGGUAAAGGUAGUAUGGGUAUGGGUUCAUCAAGAGGUGCACUGGUACGAACAGUACUGGAGUUGAAGAGGGGCCAGGAGAUAUUUAUGCUGGUAGGACAGGAAGGAACCAGCGCUUGUAUAAAGAUUCUUGGUCAAACAAGUAACUGUUCCACGAUACAAACUGCCAAAGUACCCAACAAAGUACGAGAUAUACUUUCGUACGACAUUAACGAUACUGGAGGAGGAGGCGGAGGUGGUACUUUUGUUUUUAUGAGAAAUCGAACCAAAGACCGAAUACCCAUCGCUGUAGCUGCGGGUGGAGGUGGAUUGGGUUUGAGUAGAUUUAUUGAUGAUAAUGGACAUCAUGGGCAAGAAAUACAGCUUUCUGUGAGGCCUUAUACUGGAAAAAUGUCAGAACUGAAAUCUGCUGGAUCGGGUGGUGGGUGGAUGAUGUAUCCAGGUCUGGUUAACUCAAUUCACCAAGCAGCUAUGGGAGGUUCAUUGCUCAUGGGAGGCAUUGGAGGAAAAGCUUGUUACAAUUCCACUGAUGGUCGAGGAGAUGGAGGAUUUGGAGGUGGAGGAGGAGGUUGUAAAAAUGGAGGAGGUGGUGGUGGCUAUGCUGGUGGUAAUGCCAACUCUACCAAUGGCGACGGUGGAAUAUCCUUCGUGAACCCCUACAGGACGGAGCAAGGACUGUCUACGUCAUACGUAGGCCACAACGUAGGCUCGGGAUACGUUGUAAUCAUCCCGGGAAUAGAAGGCUGCGAUUGCGACUACCAAUGUUUAGCACUGGACGAAAAACGAUCGGAAGUAACCUGCGUCUGUCCUAAAACGUGGAGACUAGCAGAAAAUAAGAAAUCUUGCAUACCGAUACAAAUCCAAAUGGAAUCACAGUACCCACCAUGGUUCGUCGUUGUUCUCAUUGUAACAGUUUUUUGCCUCACCGUAGCCUUUGCCGUGGUCUGCUUCGUGCUAUUAUUUUCAGAUAACAGGUACCAGCAACAAGUUUCCGGCUUGUUACGAAGAAAAGGCUGUCCCGUUCCUGACCUGCAACUCAGCAGGCUCAGACAAGCCUCUGGAAGCAUGACAGCUCAAUAUAACCCUACUUAUGAGUUUGGCGGUGUCAUUACUACAAUUACUGAUCUUCAGCAUAUACCGAGAGAUCAAUUACGUUUAGUAAAGGCUCUUGGUCAGGGUGCUUUUGGUGAAGUCUACCAAGGCUUCUACCGUCAAAGACCGGGAGAUACCGUUGAAAUGCCUGUAGCUGUCAAAACCCUGCAGGAAAUGACAACUAAGCCAGCAGAAGACGAUUUCAUCACCGAGGCACUGAUAAUGUCCAAGUUCGAUCAUCCCAACAUAGUUCAUUUCAUUGGUGUAUGUUUUGACAAGCAUCCUAAGUUUAUUAUACUGGAACUUCUUACCGGGGGAGAUCUCAAGAACUUUUUGAGGGAAUCCAGGCCUAAACCAGAUCGACCUAGUCCGAUAACAAUGAAAGAUCUGUUGCUUAUAGCGAUAGAUGUCGCUAGAGGAUGUAGUUACCUAGAAGAAAAACGCUUUAUUCAUAGAGACAUAGCCGCUAGGAACUGUCUGUUAACCACCAAAGGUCCUGGGCGUGUUACCAAGAUAGCUGACUUUGGAAUGUCUAGAGAUAUCUAUAGAGCGGAUUACUAUAGAAAGGACGGUAAAGCCAUGCUUCCAGUGAAAUGGAUGCCUCCAGAAGCAUUUCUGGAAGGUAUUUUCAGUUCCAAGACAGAUGUUUGGUCUUUCGGUAUCCUCCUUUGGGAAAUAAUGAAAAUGGGCUUUAUGCCAUACACUGGAUGCACUAACAGGGAGGUUAUGGACCUAGUUAUUCAGGGAGGUCGUUUAGAUAGACCAGAAAAUUGCCCAGGUCCAAUAUACGGUAUAAUGGCGUCCUGUUGGCACCCCCAACCGGAAGACAGGCCUAGUUUUUCCACGAUAAUGGAGAGGUUAGGAUACUGUGCUCAAGAUCCUGAUGUGAUCAACGCACCGUUGCCUAUGUUCUACAGGGCGGUGUCCAGUGAAAGAGACACUACAGUGAUUAGACCUAGCGACUCUAACGAGAAUUGUCUACAGGUGUUACCGAAUGCUUCAGACUAUUUGGUACCUAACCAUACGGUUCCCACCACUCCGGAUCCGAUAGAAUCAACGUCUUCCGUGGAGAAGUUGAUUCCAGACAGUUCGAACGAUCACUGGGAGACGUCAUUCAUAAUGCCCAACUCUAAAUCGACCCAACCACUUCUAGUUGAUAACAACAAGGAUGAGGAGAAUAAUCAGAGUGUAGAUAAGUUGCUCUCAUUAGACAACGGAGCCACCGGCACCGGUACGGGCCACAACAACAAUUUCAUGGUAAAAAACGUCCCGACUUCGGUGAAAUCGGGGGUUUCCCUCGAUGCAGGCGCGCUUGCCAAAUCGGUGAUGACGCCGAAACAAGCGAAAAGAUACGCCAACAUAGACGAGAACGGCGUAGUCCAAAAUGGCGGCUACGGUAUCAAAUACGUCAGCAAGAGCACUGGCGAGAUCAAUUGUUAGAUGGAGAGAGUACUAAAAAAAUCGGGUCUAGUUGACUGGGUUAUGGUUUAUAUAUAAAAAUGAGAGACAGUAAUGAAGGCAUAUCGAAUUAAAAAAAGACCCCCACUCGCUAAAAAAGACAUUUUAUACAACUUAUAUUAUAUUAUACGACAUAAUUGAAAAAAAGAACUGCAUCUCAGUGGCAUUUGAAAUGACAGUCGAUGAUAACUUCGAUAUAUUAAUUUUUCGAAAAGUUUUUAUGUCACUGUUUUAUUAUCGAUAUGCAGGGAUAUAUAUGCCAAAACAAGCUUUCAAAGGCUACUAUGAUGCUUUCUUCGGGUUCUAUGCUACUUUAUACUUUGUUAGAUACUUGGUUUCAUAGAAGAGUGUGUUAGGAGUAUUACUCUCCUAGAUUACAUAUACUUGCGUGGAUAAAUAAACGCCAUAAGUUUAGCAUUAAGAAAUAUGUCCCCAACAUCACGACAUGCCAUUUUCAAACCUUCUUUAUUGCACUUAUGAAACGUUCAAUAGGUUUGUCUUUCCCGAGGACCUUACUUUGCGCAUGCGCAUUCAUAGUUGCACGUAUUUCUAAAAUAAUCACAAUUUUAUACGGUUUAGAAAGUACUUAUAUUUUAAGUACUUUCUAAUUAGUAUUUGUAAAAUGCAUAUAUUUUUCAAAUAUAAUAAUAUAAAUAUAUUUUUCAAAUAUAUGCAUUUUACAAAUUAAAUUUUUAAAAUUACUGUUCAAAUUUGGCGCGUGGACGAUAGGCCCUCAACAAGGAUAAUAUAGGUUGCACCACUUGUGCAACAAAAAAAGAAGAUAAAUGGAAGUCGUUGAUAUGUUUGCGACAGUUUCCAUGCGACACUUAUCCACGUAAGAAUAAUAUAUGAUCUAGGAUUACUCUUCAUAUUUUCUAUUGUAAAGUACAAGUAAAUGCAAAUAUGUUUUGCUUAAUUAUAGAAAAAAAAUUAGAUAUGUCUAAAGAUCUAAAGAUCCUCACAGACGUUGAGUUUUUUGCACAGGUUGCCUGUAUAGUGUAUAAUAUCUUUACCUUUGUGGCUUGUUCAUUUCUUGAGAAGACUUCUGUGUUUUUGCAGCAGUACAAGUUAAAUUGCGCAAACUGGCCUGGGCAGUCAGCCUGUGCUAAAAAACUGAUCGUCUAUGGGGGCUUUAACAUUAAACAAACAUUUUAUUUGGAAUGUUACAGGCGAUAUUAUCUUUAAUUUAAAUGGUAUAAGCACAGGUAUCUUGUAAGAUUACCAAUUACGAGCGGUAAUCAUAUAUGAGACACGCUUUUAAAAAUACUCAAAAAUAAUUUUACGUAUACUGUGGAGACAUUUCUAUAAGACUUUUUGAUAAAUUUCUGUUUCUAUAGUAGAUACUUCGAUAUAAGGAAAAUUACAUAUGUGAAUGUAAGCAUCAGUAGGAUAUCUCAUCCAUUUUCUUAGAUCUUAAGCUAACAAAUUGAAACCACUAACUGUUAACCUUACUUUUAUUUCACUUUCAAGUUUGAGUUCAUAUGACAAAACAUGUAAUUUUUUUUAAAAAGAGAUGUAAUUCUCUAAGUAGUAGUGUAGGUUACACUUUUAGCAUAAUAGUAAGACAUUUUUGUUAAAAAAAUUGUUUUGCAAAGUUGGUUGGCUAUUUGAUUAGUUUUUACGUAUAAUAUACAAGAAAAAGAAGAUUUUUUACUCAAAAUAGUUCAAAAACAAAAAAUAAAGAGUCAUUGUUUAAGUUCAGACUUUAAAUGAGAGUGCAGGUUAGAUCUUGAAACUAAAAUAACAGACUAAUGUCAUUAGUGUUCACAAUGAACCUUUGAAUAAAAAGAUUAAGGAAGGAGCAUAUCACAACAUCAAACGCUUCGAAGAAUGAUAUGAUUAAAAAUAUACCUAGACUGCUGAAAUUCUUGACAGGUGACAUUAUAAAAGUCUUUAUCAAACAUUAAAACUACAAUAUAAAAACACAAGAGUGUCUAAAAUAUUUGUUUUAUGUAUCGAAAUUGUUCAUAUAUUGUAUUUAUAACUUUUAGCAAAGGCUUGGGCCAUGGAAUGAAGAGGUUGUGGAAGCAGUAUAUCAAAGAACUUGGCGAACUAGUGUUGCCAGAAAUUUGCAAGCGAAUUUCUUUAACGGAGCCUUAAAAAAUCUUCAUAUUCCUUCAACUUCACAAAAAAUUCCAGAUCUUGUGAAAAAUCGCCAAAUUUCGUGUAUUUUACCUACUUUAUAAUUAGGAGAAUUUUUUUAAAAACAUCAUUUCUAGUAAUUUUCGGACACCGAUGUGUUUAAACAAACUUUUUAAUAAAAAAAUAACACGAUCAAAAAUGCUGUGAUAGAUACUCGACAGCAGUAUUAUAAAGUAUGUUUCAAAAUAUUUAUUGCUCACAAUGAUUGCUUGAAUCGAGAAUAAUUAUUAAUCGUGCAAGACACCAUGAUCAGCUGACUUAUUAGAUCCGUUUACCGUUACCGUUUUAGUUAUGGAAUGUGUCUAAUAAGACGUGUUGAAAGAUAGAAAUGUGUCUAUUAAUUUUUUGUUAAAUGUUAAAAUCUUUCGAAUUGUGGACUUUUUGACAGCAACAUUGCUUUAAACUGAGGCAUCCUUAAUUAAACACCGUUAAAGU